This is a messenger RNA of Gymnodraco acuticeps, 3317 nucleotides long. RefSeq names its product probable serine/threonine-protein kinase DDB_G0268078. Gene Ontology annotation, biological process: protein autophosphorylation; autophagy; autophagosome organization. Gene Ontology annotation, cellular component: autophagosome; cytoplasm. The record is from RefSeq and is a predicted model, not a curated record. Gene Ontology annotation, molecular function: ATP binding; protein serine/threonine kinase activity. Bases 618 to 2276 code for a protein of 552 amino acids. The transcript has 5 exons. NCBI's taxonomy places the organism in Eukaryota, Metazoa, Chordata, Actinopteri, Perciformes, Bathydraconidae.
CCGAUCGAUCGGUAGAGAGAGUGAGUAUCGGCUGAUAUCGAUCGGCGGCCGAUCGAUCGGAGCAUCCCUAAUUAUUUUCAAGUAGGCCUAUUAAUUGCAAUAUUUUAAAUGAUAAAGUGCUCACAUUAGAUUACAUUUAUUUAUUGCGUGAGAACAUUAGUGAGUUAAAUUAGAUAUAAGUAAUCUGACCCAUCCUCUGUGUCCUUAUAGGCCCAUCAUUUCAUAAUCUGUCCACACCUCUCACGUACAGUUUAGGCACUAUACUGUAAAUCUACUAUAUUUAAUUAAUCGGUGUUGCUUCCACCAGGUGAUCAGUUUGAAAAUUCCCCUUUAUCGUGGCUUUGUACAUGCAGCAUCAUCCACGCAGUCACAUGUCCUUUUGUUUAUGAAAAAUAAUUGUAUUCUCAUUGGUUGUACACUAUUCAUAUCUCAUACCAUCUCUGAGCUAUUAUUCAGGAAUAGAUGACUAUCAUUUCCUGGAAGGCCAUGACUCAGAUCCAAGGAGGUGUGGAAAAACAGGUAGGCCUACAAAAGGAAGCAACCCUGUUCCCUCUUGUUCAGACCUGACACAGCUGCUUUCACUCCACAGCAGGAAGGAUUCCCUCUUCAGUAGAAAGAUGGCGUACUCCACCGGAACAAUCGCGGAAGGCUGUUUUGGGAAGGUCUACAAGCAGAAGUACAACGAUACCUGGGCUGCUAUAAAGAAAGUCCCGCAACACCUCAUCAGACAGUACGACCUGGAGAGAGAGAGUGAAGUGUACAAGAAGGCAAAUCAUCCAAAUAUUGUGAAGCUACUGGGGAAAAUAAAUCUCAAAGACGGAAAAUGGAUUAUUCCUUUAGAGUUUAUCUUUGGAGAAGACUUGGAGAUCACCAUCUUUAAAGCAUCACAGUCUAAAAUACAGUUGACUCCCUCUAUCAAAGGAACUAUCAUCACCGGCAUGUGUGAAGGGCUGUACCACCUUCACUCCAAAGAUAUUGUCCAUCAAGACCUCAAGCCUGAAAACAUCAUGGUGGAGCAUGACACAAACAGAGCGGUCAUCAUCGACCUGGGAUUGGCUAAGUUCUUCCGGUAUGGUCAAAACUCUGCCAUAGAAGGGGGUAAUGAGGCGUACUCUGCCCCUGAGGUUCUGCAGAGGGGCAGUCAGAGGGACCAGCGCUCAGACGUGUGGGCCAUGGGUAAAAUCAUCGCCGAGCUCUGUGCCCGGGUCCGGCUGUACACGCCCAGCGUCUGUCCAGCUAAGAUCAACGAUAUCCUGAAGGAUCAGCCUUACUGCCAUGUUGUGUGUAGGAUGGUGAAUCCCGACCCUACUCUGAGAGCCUCCAUGGGUGGGGUCAUGAGUGAGAUAAAAAGGGUCGGAGGUCCAGGCAUUAACCCCGUUCAAAAAGAUUACCUUAAGCCAGCAACACCUCACAUCAGUGUCGAAAAAAUUUCUCCCGCACCUGGUCACAGAGGUGCAUCUCCAAUGAACAGAGAUCCAUCUCCAGUGAACAGAGACCUAUCGCCAAUGAACAGAGACCCAAACCCAAUGAACAGACACCAACAGCCAAUGAACAGAGACCUAUCGCCAAUGAACAGAGACCCAACCCCCAUGAACAGACACCAACAGCCAAUGAACAGAGGCCUAUCACCAAUGGACAGAGACCGAACCCCCAUGAACAGAAAUCCAUUGCCAAUGAACAGAGACCUAUCGCCAAUGAAGAGAGACCCAAACCCAAUGAACAGACACCAACAGCCAAUGAACAGAGGCCUAUCACCAAUGAACAGAGACCCAACUCCCAUGAACAGAAAUCCAUUGCCAAUUAACAGAGACCUAUCGCCAAUGAACAGAGACCCAAACCCAAUGAACAGACACCAACAGCCAAUGAACAGAGACCUAUCGCCAAUGAACAAGGCUCAAACACAGUUUAACAGAGAUCCACACAACAGGGAGAAAUCGCCAAUGAUAUGGGAGCGCUCACCGAAACCAGAGUGCAAAGCUCCGCCUCCUCGAGCAGCAAUGCCCCUUCCUCCUUCCCCUUAUAGGACGGAGGACAAGAACAAAAACCAGGGUCUGGUCCCGACAGGCAGAACUGAGCGCACCGAAGACCUCAUGAAAGGGAAGUUUUUCCAAGGUGCUGCAGAUAACCUGCCCAGCAACCUGCCCACAACAGGAAGGGUGGUGAUGCAGCGCUUUGAGAUGAAAAACGGGGAGGUUGAAACAUGGGAGCAGAAGGAGGUGGUGACUGAGGGUGGAAAAAUAGUCAAGUUUGGUGAUCUCAAGUUUGAUAGCAAGUAAGAAUAAAGGGAUUUCUUAUUUGGCAGAUAAUGUAGAUCCUAUAAAAGGAUCGAAUGUGCUGGUUCAACGAUUAGUGCAGGGUCACCUAGCUUUUGGUAUCUUUUUAAGAGAGCAUGUUAAAUACUUUUCCAAUGAAUCAACGUGUAAACUGAGGUGAAACUACAGUGGGUGCUUUUUUUUUUGUACACAUAAAGACUCAAAUGAAAAUAAAUGAUAGGUUGAAAUGGUUUUGAGGAGACAUGGAGAAUGGGCUUUGGUUCUGCUGUAACAAGUUAUUCAGCCAUGUUAGGAAUGUGUUUGCUAUCUAAUUUACUUGGCAAGAAAAAUAUAUCUGCAGGCCCGAACAACCAUCUGUGAAUGUUUUAUCAGUAUCUGAAUGCAUAACACUGUGAACAUGGCUCGUACAUGGGCCAGGAGCAAACUAUAAAAUAAUUCUGUUUUUUGCUGUUUUUUUUAUUAGGUCUUAAAUUGGUGACUUCUAUGGCUAAACAUACAAGCUACAUACUUCAUUUAUGGAUCAAGACAGUCUCAGGUUAGGAAAAUGUGCAGUGUUAUUUGUUUGUUAAAAAACAAACUUGUUAAAUAAUUAAAUGAACCUUGGUGGAUCAGUUUGGGUAAGGGCAAAGACGUUUUUGGCACUCCAACCAUAGCUCGGCUAUCAUUUUUUAUUUAAUUUGUAUGAAAAGCUCUUUGCACUUCAGCUCAAAGCCACUAAACUUGGAUUUGUAGAGGAACAUAUUUUUGGCCUACAUUUCUUGGUUCAAAUUGUUAACUUUUAAACUCUUGAACACAAUAUGAAAAUGCCACCACAUUUAGACAACAGCAACCCAGCUCAACUUGAUAGCAUAUCACCUGUAGGCAGGGGUGGUUCUAGGGGGGGGGGCAGUGCCCCCGUAACACUGACUUUGGAGCCCCCUGCGGCCCCCUUCUGAAAAUGAAAAGUUUAUGAUUAAACAAUUUCUUGGCUGACGGAAUAGGCGGACCCAUUAGAGCAUAAAAACUGUAACUAUAAGUAUCUGAAAUAAAUAUGUGUACCAAUAA